Paracoccidioides brasiliensis Pb18 is the source of this 816-nucleotide messenger RNA. RefSeq lists its product as uncharacterized. Gene Ontology annotation, cellular component: cytosol. The transcript has 3 exons. The record is from RefSeq and is a predicted model, not a curated record. The coding region runs from base 1 to 816 and encodes 271 amino acids. Gene Ontology annotation, biological process: TOR signaling.
AUGGCCGCGGACAACCACCACGUUGAUACGCAGUACCCCUCCGCCAGCCUGCCCAGAAACAAUUCAAUUACAAGACAUGGAUUCAAAAUUUCAGCCCAAAAACUCCCAAUCCUCAAAGCGGGCCCAAUCGAUGAGAUGACCACCAAACUUGGGAUUGCUCCUCCUGAGAUGAUAUUUGGCGACAACCAUAUCACGAUUGAGCACCAGCCCUCCGGAUGGAAACUGGAUUUCAACGCGCUCGAUGCUUUAGAUCGCGUGGAUAAAACUGGUGAGACAAUGCUUAAAGUCGCGUACUCGAAGGAAUGGCAACAGAGCAGAGAAAACACACAUCAAGGAAUUAAAGAAGUAGUCAAACCGUUUGAUUGGUCCUAUAGCACCGAUUACAAGGGCUCCCUCUCUCCUGACGCAAAACCAUUUGAACCAUCCUCAUCACCUAUUCCUAUUGAGCUCUUAAAGCGACCAGAUCCAAUCCUCUUUUUUGAUGAGGUUAUGCUCUAUGAAGAUGAGCUAGCCGAUAAUGGCAUUGCUAUGUUGUCGUGCAAAAUCCGAGUUAUGCCUUCUCGACUUUUGCUUCUGUCCCGGUUUUUCAUGCGGCUGGAUAAUGUCCUCUUUCGACUGCGGGACACGAGAGUAUAUGUGGAUUUUGAAACAGGAGAGGUUAUUCGAGAGUAUCAGUCUAAGGAAGAAGAGUAUGACAAGGUGCGACAGACACGAGCUUGGAGCAUGUUUUCGUUUGCAGCUGAAGCAAAUAGCCUUACUCUCCUCUCUCGCUCUGUUGAACUGAAUCGAUUCAUCAUGAUGUAUGAUAUACUGUGA